Messenger RNA from Gastrolobium bilobum, 666 nucleotides. RefSeq lists its product as uncharacterized. The transcript has 2 exons. The coding region runs from base 75 to 419 and encodes 114 amino acids. Lineage: Eukaryota; Viridiplantae; Streptophyta; Magnoliopsida; Fabales; Fabaceae. The record is from RefSeq and is a predicted model, not a curated record.
AUUUUUUACAACCUUGUCUCUCUCGAACUAAUAAUUUGCCUGCGGAUACAGACAUUGAUUCCUUUGAAGCAAACAUGGCUGGUGGCAAAUUCCUCACUCUUCUCCAUGCUUCUUCACGAUCUUCUUUGGUCAAACCCACUAGGCCAUUCUUCUACAACCCCAUUAAGAAUUAUGGUCAAGCAAACAAGGACAAACAUGGGCGUUUGAUGGAAGAGAGGGCACCUUCCACUGCUGAAGAAUUCAAGAGAGUUGCAGAGGAGAAGGCCAAGGAAUCCCAACAAGGGGUGGCAAGUCAAACUGCUGAUAAGACAUAUGAUGCUGCUGAAGAGGUUACUAUAGGUAACUCAAAGGUUGAAUCAGUUAAGAACAGGUACAAAGAGCAUGAACCUGGGUCUGAUUACCACAGGAGGGGUGAAUAGGAACCAACUCUGAGUCAUAGCUGUAUAUGCAGCCAGAAUAAGUGUUGUCUUAUUUUCCAAAAAAUGCUUGUUUAAUUGUCAGUGCUUUUGCAGCAGAAAGAGACCAAACAAUUGAAAGCUUUAUUAAUUGUUUAUUUAUUAAAAUCAUGUCAACUCAUUGCAUCUUAAAAAAAGUAUUAUGUGUAUGAUUGUAACUCGUGAAUAUGCAACUCAUUUGAAAUUCUGGGUUUUGGUUGAUUAAGAGAGA